Herpailurus yagouaroundi (jaguarundi) is the source of this 853-nucleotide messenger RNA. RefSeq names its product transcriptional repressor scratch 1. The transcript has 2 exons. NCBI's taxonomy places the organism in Eukaryota, Metazoa, Chordata, Mammalia, Carnivora, Felidae. The record is from RefSeq and is a predicted model, not a curated record. The annotation marks the transcript as partial.
GGACGGAGCCGCUCCCCCCUUCCCCACCCCCCACCCCCCGGCCUCCUCCCCCGCCUGUCCAGGGGCGGCACUGCGGGCUGGGAAGCCGGGACCAGAGGAGGGAAGGAAAGAAGGAAGGAAGGAAGGAAGGAAAGAAGGAAGGAAGGAAAGAAGGAAGGAAGGAGGAAGAGAGGAGAAGAGAAGAGAAGAGAAGAGAGAAGAGAAGAGAAGAGAAGGAAGGGAAAGAAGAGGCGUCCAGAGGAGGAGAGGAGGAAAGGCAGGGCAGGCAGGAGAAGAGAGGACGGCACUCCAGCGGCAGCAUCCAAAGGCCAGAGUGGGGACCCGUGCUGCCUCCGCCGCUCCUCGGAUGGUGACGGGGCCCCGCCGCGGCCGCAGCCCCCCCCGCGCCCCGGCUCCGCAGGCCCGCAGCGCCGGAGCCCCGCAGGAAUCAUGCCCAGGUCCUUCCUGGUCAAGAAGGUCAAACUUGACACGUUCUCCUCGGCGGACCUCGAGAGCUCCUACGGGCGCGCCCGCAGCGACCUCGGAGUGCGACUGCACGAGAAAGGAUACCUCAGCGACUACGCGGGGCCCGCCUCCGUCUACGAUGGCGAUGCCGAGGCGGCCUUGCUCAAAGGGCCGUCCCCAGAGCCCAUGUACGCGGCGGCCGUGCGUGGAGAACUGGGCCCGGCGGCCGCGGGCUCGGCACCGCCUCCCACCCCGCGCCCAGAGCUGGCCACAGCCGCGGGCGGCUACAUCAACGGCGACGCGGCGGUCAGCGAGGGCUACGCGGCUGACGCCUUCUUCAUCACCGACGGGCGCUCGCGCCGUAAAGCAGCCAACGCCGCCGCUCCCUCCACGGCCUCCGCGGCGGCUC